AGCUGAGAGCUUUCAUUCCAGUCAAAAGGCGAGAGCCUUUUGCUCCCGGAUUUAAGUCGAGACGGAGCGAGAGUUUUUCUCAGUCAGUUGAUCGGUUCAUCGUAAGAGAGCUUGUAUUUUUGCAAUGGCAGCGCUUGCUUUCGUCUUCACCAGCGUCCUGGUUGCUCUUGUUUGCAUUGUCGACGGCCACCCGCUGAAGCUCGUCCCCGACUACUAUGCCUCGACUUGUCCUGAAGCCGAGGCCAUCGUUAGAGCUGUCGUGGAGAAGGCAGUGAUCAGGGAGGCCAGGAACGCGGCGUCGCUGCUAAGGCUACACUUCCACGACUGUUUCGUCAAUGGCUGUGAUGGAUCUGUUCUGCUGGACGACACUCCAACUUUCACCGGAGAGAAGAUGGCAGCCCCCAACAAUGGCUCCAUUCGAGCUCUCGACGUGGUGGACGAGAUCAAAGCCGAGCUCGAGAGCCAUUGUCACGGAGUAGUGUCGUGUGCUGAUGUGUUGGCGAUCGCAGCCAGGGACUCCGUCGUCGUGAGCGGUGGUCCUUUCUACGAAGUUCUUCUUGGAAGACGGGAUAGCUUAACUGCCAGCCAAGCCGCUGCCAACAAUUCGAUCCCACCUCCCACGUCCAACAUCACGGGAUUGAUCUCGAGCUUCAGGGCCGUGGGAUUAUCCGUGCUCGAUCUAGUUGUUCUCUCUGGCGCUCACACAAUCGGCCGAGCUCGUUGCACCAACGUCGUCCAGCGUCUCUACAACCAGAGUGGAACGUUUCGUGCUGAUCCAACCAUCGAGAACGACUUCCUGGGAUAUCUCGUGGAGCUGUGCCCGCAGCGAGGCAAUCCAAACACUCUCGCCAACCUCGACUUCGUGAGCCCGAUCUACUUCGACAAUCACUACUUCCGGAACCUCCAGUACUUCAAGGGCCUGCUCAACUCGGACGAGGUUCUCUUCACCACUUCCAAGGAGACGAAAGAGCUCGUCAACCUCUUUAGCGACAACAAGGAGGCCUUCUUCAAGCACUUCCCAGACUCGAUGAUCCGGAUGGGAAACAUCAGCCCUCUCACUGGCGAUCGCGGCGAGGUGAGAUUCAAUUGCCGAUACACCAACAGCGGGCAGUAAGUUCACGGCGUAAGCGAGAAAAAUUCCAGGGAAAAAUUCCAUCUUUUUUCAGUGUUCUUUGCGGUUUGUAUCUUUCGUGAUUGUGUUCUUCCAAGCAAUAAGCUGUUGGAUAUAAAAAAAACGCUUUUCUUGAUUU
This is a messenger RNA of Selaginella moellendorffii, 1250 nucleotides long. Its product is annotated as peroxidase A2. Lineage: Eukaryota; Viridiplantae; Streptophyta; Lycopodiopsida; Selaginellales; Selaginellaceae. The transcript is spliced from 4 exons. Gene Ontology annotation, molecular function: peroxidase activity; heme binding. Bases 125 to 1114 code for a protein of 329 amino acids. The record is from RefSeq and is a predicted model, not a curated record. Gene Ontology annotation, biological process: hydrogen peroxide catabolic process; response to oxidative stress.